Bufo gargarizans (Asiatic toad) is the source of this 1023-nucleotide messenger RNA. RefSeq lists its product as uncharacterized. Gene Ontology annotation, biological process: regulation of transcription by RNA polymerase II. The record is from RefSeq and is a predicted model, not a curated record. Gene Ontology annotation, cellular component: transcription regulator complex; nucleus. NCBI's taxonomy places the organism in Eukaryota, Metazoa, Chordata, Amphibia, Anura, Bufonidae. The transcript is spliced from 3 exons. The coding region runs from base 1 to 1023 and encodes 340 amino acids.
AUGGAUGUUGGAAAGCUUCUGGCCCUGAUCCAAGAGCGCCCCCAGCUCUGGGACACACGAUCAGAUCUCUACCAUGAUAAAGUGUUGAAGGAGUGUGGCUGGGAUGAGGUCACCCAGGAGAUGUUGGCCCGAGAGUGGGAGAAGGGCAAUUCUGCCAAACGCAGAAAGUUAGUCCAACGUGUGAAGACCCGCUGGCAGUCCUGCCGAGACCAGUAUCGGCGGGAACGGGUGCAGGGCGUUGGGCAUAGUGGCGAGGGUGGGCGCCGAAAGAAGCCCUAUCUAUACACCCGGCAACUGCACUUUUUGAGGCCAGUGCUGGAUGUGAGGACCACUGUUGACAGCCUGGAGCCACAGAGGGAAACUGGCAACACCAGCAGUGAGUCCGACCAGGCAGCGUAUGGCCAGGACUCCCCUCGUCCUGGGGAGCAGGAGGUGGAACCUGUCCAGCAGCUUCCAGAAGAAGAGAGGGAGGAGUCGUCAGCUCGGGAAGGACCAUCUCAACCCCUCGAAUCAAGUCCACAGCCCCGAAGGAGACAGACCCGCAGGAGAAGGGUGGCCCCUCCGAACCCCGAUUCUGCCGCAAAUACUCAGGCACAGGUACAGACUCAGGUGCUUGAGUAUUUGCGGCAGAGACAUUUAGAAGGGAGUGAGGAGAGGAUGCUAAGCGGGCUUGCGCAUCUUUUUAAAGAGCUGCCCGCUUAUCAGCAAACCCUCUUUGUGGAUGUCAUGACAUCGGUCUUCACCAUAUUCAAAACACCGUUAGAUCCACAUGAGGUUGUGUGUUGUGUGGAUAACCUGAAAAACCGUGCUUUCAGCUUAUUCCCACAACCACAACCAGGGCACAGCAUGGUCCCUCAACAUGCUAUGCCCAGCUCAGGUUCCCAGCCCCUUUUUUCCCAGGAGCAGGCAUUUAGGCCACAACCAAGUUUACCUGGCCCAGUGACCUACCCACCCCAAAGUAAUGUGGCUGCCCCUCAUCACCAGGGGCAAGGUCCUUUUACCCGUGAUCUGUUCAACAUAUAA